This is a messenger RNA of Opisthorchis viverrini, 186 nucleotides long. RefSeq lists its product as hypothetical. The record is from RefSeq and is a predicted model, not a curated record. The transcript has 2 exons. NCBI's taxonomy places the organism in Eukaryota, Metazoa, Platyhelminthes, Trematoda, Opisthorchiida, Opisthorchiidae. The annotation marks the transcript as partial.
AUGAGAAACUGUGCGAGUGCUGCAUGGGCUUCCCCGAAUAUAGCUGAAUGGGUCACGGAGGUACACGAAUCGUCACAUUACGUCGGACAACCCUAUGGCUAUGAUCCGAUGGAAGAUGCAACAUCAGCGACGCUAGUCCGACCCCCAGUGUUUGACGACGCGGAACUGGUGGCCGCUACUGGACCA